AUGUUCCUACCAAGUGAUCUCGCAGAAAGUUAUGAAGCCGAAAACCAACCAAGUAUUGACGAUACUGAUACCGAUAGUGAUUGUGAAAUUAAUGAAUCUAAAUCUAGAGGAACUAUUAUUGCCUGUCCACCCUCGGCUGUCUUUUGUUUAUAUUACCUUACCUUCCUAAUGGUGAUUAUAUGUACAGUUCCUUACAUUUAUAUUCCGCUAUUGGCAAAGUACCAUCUAGGAUUGGGACUAAAUCAAGUGAAAUUACUUUACCUCAAUAGUUCACUAUUUGGCUUCAUUGUUUUACUUAUCUUUUCUUUCUUGGUGGAAAGAAUUUCCGAAAAGAAUUGUAUUGCCUUCAAUGCUGUUUCGUCGAUAGUCCCGAUUUUAACAACAUUUUAUUUUGCUCUGUUCUGGGAGAAUGAUAUGCCAGUGAAUGCAGCUUAUCUUUUGCUUGUUUCUGUGUUAUUUAUUGGUGCCCAGUUCGUAAACUUUCCUAUGAUCGCUUCAUUGCUAUCAAAACUAACACCAGCUGAGGGUGCAUCAUUUUAUCAAAGUCUCGCAUAUACCGUGGGUCAUGCCACCAUUAUACUCGGUCGUAUAUUAGCUGGUGCUACGUUUCACAGAAUACUAAUGAUGUACACCUGUUUUUUUCUUACCAUAUGCUGGUUAUUUGGACUUAUAUGGUUGAGUAUUGAAUAUAAGAACUUGGAAAAAGAUGAGAACUGGAUUGAAACCAACGCGUCUGUUAAGGAUUCGUCUGUGGGUGUCAGCAUCAAGGAAAGGGGACCUAAGUUUGAGAAUUAG
Molecule: messenger RNA, 795 nt
Organism: Paramuricea clavata
Lineage: Eukaryota; Metazoa; Cnidaria; Anthozoa; Malacalcyonacea; Plexauridae
Source: the annotation of a GenBank genome assembly